This is a messenger RNA of Penicillium argentinense, 1335 nucleotides long. RefSeq names its product WKF domain-containing protein. Bases 1 to 1335 code for a protein of 444 amino acids. The transcript has a single exon. The record is from RefSeq and is a predicted model, not a curated record. Lineage: Eukaryota; Fungi; Ascomycota; Eurotiomycetes; Eurotiales; Aspergillaceae.
AUGGGCAAGGUCGCCGCCGAUAAGGCGACUUCCAAGAAGGCAUUGAAGCUCAAGAACGCCGGAGACACCGAGGACAAUGUCAGCAUGAAGGCGAAAUCCAAGUCCGCCGACAGGAGCGAAAAAUCAGAAUCCAAAGACAAGAAGAAACGCAAGGAGUCCUCCAGCGAAAUGAGCGACAGCGAAGUGACCAAGAAGAAGCGCCGCCACGAAGACGACGACAGCAAGGACGACGACAAAGAACCCUCCCGGAAGAAGAAGAAGAAGCGUGUAUCUUUCGGUCCCGGCACAAAGACCAAGGAUGGCGAUGACUCAAGUGAGAGCGACAAUGACGCCGGCGACGAGGCCGAGGGCGACGAGAGCAGCGAUACUGUGACGGCAACCGAAGAUUCGGAGAGCCAGGAAGCCGAGAAAGCAAUUGAAGAGAUGAAGAAUCGCAAGCGCGAGAAGAAGAAGGAGAGGAAAAAUGGCGGUGGUGCCGCUCCGCAAAUUCACGAGACGCCCAUUCUUUCAUAUCUAAGCUGGUAUCACCGGGACCGGGGGUCGUGGAAGUUCCAGAAGAAUCGCGAGACGAAUAUCUUCAAACAUCUUUAUUCGUUGGAACACGUGCCUGCUACAUACAAUGUUGCCCUUUUGGCGUAUUUGCAGGGUCUGAAGGGCGAGGCGUCCAAGAUGCGAUUGAGUCAAGGUGCUGCAGAGGUUAUGUCUGUUGACAAGGAGGUUGAGACAAAUGGAGACAAAUACCAUAAGGCUGUGGAUGGAUUCAGGGAAUCACUGACUUCCGGUAGUGAGGAUAUCAAUCGCUCUAGCUUCACCAAUGAGUUUGAUACCGAGACUCUCAUUCGUCUUCAGAAGAGACAGCGUGCAGAGCUGGUCUUUUUCGCUGUCACAGGCAAGCUAUAUAUCGGCGUGAAGCCCGUCGCACCUCAAAAGCAGGAUCCGCCACCCCAGAAGAAGCGAAAGAAUCGAACUGUUGUUGUCGAUAUUUCGAGCAGCAGUGAGAGCGAAGGCGAAAACAACGACAACAAGACGGUAUCCAAGAAGAAGGCUGCUAGCAAGACUUCGAACCCGGAUAGCAGUGACGACAGCACCAGCAGCAGUGGAAGCGACUCUUCGAGCAGUGAGGAUAGCAGCAGCGAUUCUUCGGGCAGCGAUAGCAGCAGUGAUGAUGAAGCCGCCGCCGGCAAAAAGAAGGUCACAAAGUCUAAGCCUGCACCUCCAGCGCCAGAGCCUGUACAGCCGCCACAGCCAGCUCUGCCCAAGAACAAGAAGAAGCAGAAGCGCAAGUUGAGAACUACUCAGAUCGAAAUCUCGAGUAGCGAGAGUGAUAGCGACUGA